AUGGAUACAAAGCUGAACGCCAAGCAGCGCCGCCGACUCCUGCGCGAGCAGCAACGACAGCAGGAAGAGAAGGGACAUGGCCGGAGUCUAGAAGAAGGCACAAAACAGUCGAUUGCCGGGUCUGCCGAAGACGCGGCGGACAAAGUGGCUCCAGCAACGCCGAGCGAUGACAAACACGAGCGGCGUGUGGCAAUAGAAAAGCGCAAGCGACUGGACGAGGCGAAACCAUUGCAGAAGAAGCGACAGAAAGCGACGACGACGACGAUGACGACGAAGAAGAAGGAGGAGGAGGAGGAGGGGGCAGUGCAAGCGCAUGGACGAGACGAGGAGAAGGGUGCUCCAAAGAGUAUCCACUUGACGCUGUUUGUAGGGCAGUUGCCGUUUCGGGCGACAGAAGGCAUGAUCCGGAAACACUUUGCCGAAGCAGGUGACAUUAAGCUGCGCAUGUUGACGGACGAGAAGACCAAGAAGUUCAGGGGCCUGGCGUUCAUUGAGGUGAAGGACAGCAAAGCAUUAGGGGCAGCGCUCUCGCGUCAUCACACGUUGCUGCAGGGACGUCGAAUCAAUGUCGAGUUGACGGCCAGCGGUGGUGGCAACAAGUCUGAGAACCGACGGAGCAAGAUUGACGAAUUGAGGAAGAAGCAGAGCAGUGUUCAGGUGGAAAAGACCAAGGCGUUGAUCCAGAAACACAUUGAUGGGCCACAGUACAACCUCCAGCAGGAAGACGUGGAUGAUCGCAUGAUCGACUUCUUGUCAUGGUUUGACUACGAAACGGCAAAGAACGCACUGGAAGAGUACAACCGAUGUGUGAGUGACCGCGUCAACAACCGCAAGGCAUUCUUUAUGGGGAUCCUGAAGCGGUUUCGACAGACAGACGGCGUGGAGUAG
Hyaloperonospora brassicae is the source of this 888-nucleotide messenger RNA. NCBI's taxonomy places the organism in Eukaryota, Oomycota, Peronosporomycetes, Peronosporales, Peronosporaceae. The record is from the annotation of a GenBank genome assembly.